AUUUAUGUGAUGCACUCAUACAAAUUCAGUCAAUUCCUUCUACUCUUUCAACUAAAAGAAAAUGGAGUCAAAGUUUGCUCACAUCAUUGUUUUCUUUCUUCUUGCAUUUUCCUUUGAAACUCUCAAGGCACAAAGUGAUGGGCUAGAUUUCAUAAAACUUCUAAAGGAAUUGAAAUCUGUUGAGUCCAAGCCCAACUUGGAAUGCCAAGGAAAACUAAGGUGGCCAGAACUUAUUGGUGUACCAGCACAGUAUGCUAAGGGAAUAAUUGAGAAGGAAAAUUCACUCAUAAGUAAUGUUCAUAUAUUAUUGAAUGGUUCUCCAAUCACAUUGGAUAUUCGUUGUGAUAGAGUUCGUCUUUUUGAUAACAUCUUGGGUUAUGUUGUAGACAUGCCUGUGGUUGGUUAAUUAAUGGAUUAUUGAAGUAAGCAGCCACAUGUGAAAAAAUAAUUAGGGUUCAUGUAUGUUGAUUAUAAUGUAUCCAUGUACUCUUCUAUAAUAAUGGAAUAAAUAAGUAUGGCUUAAUUAAAUGUA
Solanum tuberosum (potato) is the source of this 532-nucleotide messenger RNA. Its product is annotated as proteinase inhibitor 1-like. Lineage: Eukaryota; Viridiplantae; Streptophyta; Magnoliopsida; Solanales; Solanaceae. Gene Ontology annotation, molecular function: serine-type endopeptidase inhibitor activity. The transcript has 3 exons. The record is from RefSeq and is a predicted model, not a curated record. Gene Ontology annotation, biological process: response to wounding. The coding region runs from base 62 to 406 and encodes 114 amino acids.